AAUGUCACAACAUAUUAACAGUCCGAUUCAUUUGCUUCGUCAAGCAUUAAAAAAAUGCUUACGCUUUCGGGAGUCCCAACUCUCAACUCUCAACUCUCAACUGCAACUUAAUAAGUCUGGAAAGUGGGAACAAGAGAGCGUCGUCAGUCGUCAGUAAGUCGGUCUCUGUGCUUUCAACUCUGAAGCUCUCCUUCUCUCUCUGAUUCUGAGUCUUCCAGAUCUACUACUUUCACCUCAACUUUCAGAGAUAAACCCUAUUAUCCUGAACCACGUGUCCGACAUGCGGGUGGCAGUGGUCGGCGCAGGGAUCAGUGGCCUGGUUUCGGCUUAUGUCCUUGCCAACGCCGGAGUUGAUGUGGUACUUUACGAGAAGGAGGACUAUCUGGGCGGCCAUUCCAGAACUGUUACGAUCGACGGUCUUGAUUUGGACCUUGGCUUCAUGGUCUUCAAUCGCGUAACGUAUCCAAAUAUGAUGGAGUUCUUCGAGAGUCUAGGAGUUGAAAUGGAAACAUCAGACAUGUCAUUCUCAGUGAGUCUUGACAAGGGUCAUGACUAUGAGUGGGGUAGUCGUAAUGGGUUGGCAAGUUUGUUUGCACAGAAGACCAACGCCUUAAAUCCCUACUUCUGGAAAAUGCUCCGGGAAAUAAUCAAAUUCAAGGAAGAUGUUUUCAAAUACCUAGAAGAGCUUGAGAACAACCCUGACCUUGACCGCAAUGAAACCUUGGGGCAUUUCAUUGAGUCACAUGGUUAUUCGGAAUUGUUUGAGAAAGCUUAUCUUGCUCCAAUGUGUGCUUCAAUCUGGUCUUGCUCCUCAGAAGGAGCUAUGGGCUUUUCAGCUUUCUCAGUUCUUUCAUUUUGCCGCAAUCAUCAUCUUCUUCAGCUCUUUGGCCGUCCACAGUGGCUUACUGUAAAAUGGCGUUCACAUGCUUAUGUCAACAAGGUUCAAGAAGAGCUCGAAAAAAGAAAUUGUGAAAUAAAAACAGGAUAUGCUGUGCAGUCCGUCUCGACAUUUGAUGGGGGUUGCACCGUAAUUGGUGAAGAUGGUUCACAAGAUACAUACAAUGGGUGCGUAAUCGCUGUCCAUGCACCAGAUGCAUUGACUAUGUUAGGAACAGAAGCAACAUAUGAGGAAAGGAGAGUACUUGGUGCUUUUCAGUAUGCUUACAGUGAUAUUUACCUUCAUCGUGACAAAAAAUUAAUGCCCCAAAAUCCAACAGCAUGGAGUGCAUGGAAUUUUCUUGGGACCACUGACAACAAAGUAUGUCUCACAUAUUGGCUCAAUGUUCUUCAGAAUAUUGGUGAAACCAGUCUACCUUUCCUUGUGACUUUGAAUCCACCUUAUAUACCUGAGCAUAACAUACUUAAGUGGUCUACUAGCCAUCCUGUGCCAUCAGUUGCUGCAUCUAAUGCUUCACUUGAGCUUGAUGAAAUCCAAGGAAAGAGAGGAAUAUGGUUUUGUGGAGCAUACCAGGGCUAUGGUUUCCAUGAGGAUGGAUUGAAGGCUGGCAUGGUUGCUGCACAUACUUUUCUUGGAAAGAACUGUGCUGUUCUGAAAAACCCAGAACAGAUGGUACCUUCUCUGGCAGAAACAGGAGCACGUCUUAUUGUAACUAGGUUCCUUAGACACUAUAUAUCUGCAGGAUGCCUAAUGUUAUUGGAGGAAGGAGGUACAGUUUUUACUUUUGAAGGAAGCAACAAAAAGUGUCCUCUAAAAUGUGUCCUGAAGGUUCAUAAUCCCCAGUUUUACUGGAAGGUUGCCACAGAGGCUGAUAUAGGUCUUGCUGAUGCAUACAUCAAUGGUGAUUUUUCUUUUGUUGACAAGGAAGAAGGUCUUUUGAAUUUGUUUAUGAUUUUUAUUGCCAAUAGGAAUUUGGAUUCUUCUGAUGCAAGGAAUAACAAUAGAAGGGGUUGGUGGACACCGUUGUUUUUGACAGCUGCAAUUGCAUCUGCAAAGUACUUCUUUUGGCAUAUUUCAAGGCAAAAUACUCUCACGCAAGCUCGCAGAAACAUCUCUCGUCAUUAUGAUCUGAGUAAUGACCUCUUUGCCCUGUUCUUGGACAAAACAAUGACAUACUCAUGUGCAAUAUUUAAGGCAGAGAAUGAAGAUUUAAAGGUCGCACAGCUGAGGAAAAUCUCUGUCCUCAUUGAAAAAGCAAGAAUUGAAAGAAACCAUGAAAUUCUUGAGAUCGGAUGUGGUUGGGGUAGCUUGGCAAUAGAGGUUGUGAAGCAAACUGGAUGCAAAUACACAGGCAUCACCCUAUCUGAGGAGCAACUGAAAUAUGCUGAACAGAGAGUAAAAGAAGCAGGACUACAGGACCACAUCAAAUUUCUCCUCUGUGAUUAUCGCCAAUUGCCAUACUCUCACAAGUAUGACAGGAUUAUAUCAUGUGAGAUGCUAGAAGCAGUAGGCCAUGAAUAUAUGGAGGAGUUUUUGGGCUGUUGUGAAUCAGUGUUGGCAGAAAAUGGCCUUCUUGUUCUACAGUUUAUAUCAAUACCAGAUGAACGAUAUGAUGAGUACAGGCGAAGCUCAGAUUUUAUUAAGGAAUACAUUUUUCCUGGUGGAUGCAUUCCUUCAUUGUCUAGAGUUACAUCAGCCAUGGCCUCUGCAUCCAGACUCUGUGUGGAGCACCUGGAGAAUAUAGGAAUACAUUACUAUCAAACGCUGAUAUAUUGGAGGAAUAGUUUCAUGGAAAAGCAGAGUGAGAUUCUUGCAUUAGGAUUUGACGAGAAGUUCAUCCGGACAUGGGAGUAUUAUUUUAUAUACUGUGCAGCUGGUUUUAGGUCACGUACACUGGGAAACUACCAGAUUGUAUUUUCAAGACCAGGCAACCUCACUGCAUUCAGCGAUCCAUACAAAGGUCUGCCAUCAGCAUUUUAAGCCUCCCCUCGGAGUUGUACUGACAGGUAAAGCCCAGUUGCUGUAUCUCCAAUAUUUAUUAUUUCUCUCAAAAGCAGAGCAGACCGACCUGUUAAGGCCAGUAGAACUAUGUCCACUAAUUUUCUUACAUUAUUAAUCACCAAUAACUCCAAGAAUGUAUUCAAGGAUUGUUUUCUCGAA
This is a messenger RNA of Nelumbo nucifera (sacred lotus), 3058 nucleotides long. RefSeq lists its product as uncharacterized. NCBI's taxonomy places the organism in Eukaryota, Viridiplantae, Streptophyta, Magnoliopsida, Proteales, Nelumbonaceae. The record is from RefSeq and is a predicted model, not a curated record. Gene Ontology annotation, molecular function: oxidoreductase activity; methyltransferase activity.